CUCCUGUUGGAGUGAGAGAAGAGAGCAAAUCUGACAUUCAACCAUAGAUGAAGACAACUUAACCCUAAUCCGAUAUACAAAUGUAAAUAUUGAUAUAUAUGCCAAAACUUUUUGAUACAAAAGUACCAAAGAACUCAGCAAAAGAAAAAGUAAAGUAGCAGUAGUCAUUGUUGGCAAUGUUUUUCGAAGACGAAAACAUGUACAUUAUCGGCGAAAGACCUGCACUGGAGCAUCGGAGUGUCUGCUCCUCUUCAUCUGAUGACGAUUACAGUGACAACUGCCAAAUCACAAUAGAUAACUCGGAGAAUAUUCUCAAAGUACUGAAGAAGCUAUGGCAAGACCAAAGUAUGUGCGAUAUAUAUCUGAAAGUUGGGAGCAAACAGUUUGGAGCUCAUCGAUUCAUUUUGUGUGCCACCAGUGAUGUAUUUCAAGCAAUGCUUAUGAACUCCGCUUGGUCGGAAUGGAAGGAAACCCACAUAGAACUACAAGAAUUACCCAUUUGCGAGAGUGUGUUCUACACGUUCUUGGAAUACUUUUAUACCGGAAAAAUUCACAUUACUCACACAAACGUUAUGCCAAUUCUGGCCCUUGCCGACAAGUACCUUGUGAAGAGCCUAACACGCAUCUGUAUUAUGUAUAUGUGUCGUCACGUUCCACAUGCCGCCUACCACAACCAACUCUCCUCCUGGUUGCAGUACAGCAGCAUUUGUGAUCAUCAAAGAAUCCUGUCCAGUUGUCGAAAUUUUUUUAAAUGGAACUUCGAAACGGUGGCCAGCACCUCUGAUUACACCAACUUUGACUGUGAUACCUUCGUUAUGGUGAUAAAGUCGGACGAUGUAGUUGUGCACAACGAGAUGAUGCUGUACAAUUGCGUCGUUAGGUGGCUUGAAAUGCAAAAGGCUAAACUGAAUGGCACCACACAAACGUACGCUGGCUUGGUGGAGGGUGUAAUGAUGCAUAUCCGAUUUCCGAUGAUGUCUCCCCGUGAAUUGGCGGAACUUCUUAUGUCUUCAUUGAUUAAAGAACAUAAGGAGUUUUUUGUUGAGCGGAUGGCCAUUGGCAUGAAAUUUCACUCAGGAUACACUGAGCAAUUGGAGCCAUAUUACUUAAACGAGGGUCACUUAUUCACUCCUCGAUUGUACACAUCGGACAGCUGCUCAGCAGCUUUGAGCAUAGAGAAAUUUUGGGACUUGCAAAGUUACCACAUCAGCACUUUUGUGUUUUCUUCCCACCUAUCUGCCGCUGAGCAUGAGUCCCAAAAGAUCAGUGACUGGGUGGUGGAACUGUAUCCGAAGGGAGUCCAAUUUAAGAAGUGUUACUUGAUUGUAUGGCAAGGCACCUUGGAAGUUCCUGAGGAAAUUCGAAAGACUGUCCGCUUCUCCUUAAUCUGCCGAGAGUCGCCUGAACCAGAGAUGCGCGUUAAAGUUUCGGUUCUAAUAUAUGGAGUCCAAGGCGGCGUAGAACACGUUAUGGAGGUUAUAGAACGCGUCCAUCAUUUUUCGCCGCAGGAUAAAUUGUUGAACAUCGAUGAUCUGAUUCCGUUCCAGGAGCUCAACACCCCAGUUUCGCUGCAGCCUGUUCACGAAACUCCCUACCUCGUUGGACCUAGUCGAGAUCAGCUGAAACUAAACAUUGUUAUAGCCCCUAUUAGAUAAUGAUAUUAUACGGAUCGUUGAAAA
Molecule: messenger RNA, 1679 nt
Organism: Dendroctonus ponderosae (mountain pine beetle)
Lineage: Eukaryota; Metazoa; Arthropoda; Insecta; Coleoptera; Curculionidae
Gene: Tango10
Product: BTB/POZ domain-containing protein 17
Exons: 8
Coding region: 177-1655 (492 amino acids)
Molecular function (GO): protein binding
Source: RefSeq, a predicted model, not a curated record